Molecule: messenger RNA, 2028 nt
Organism: Trypanosoma conorhini
Lineage: Eukaryota; Euglenozoa; Kinetoplastea; Trypanosomatida; Trypanosomatidae
Product: tuzin
Exons: 1
Coding region: 1-2028 (675 amino acids)
Source: RefSeq, a predicted model, not a curated record
AUGCGUCCAGUUGCCUUGUCUGUUGCUAACAAGGGUGCCUCGUCAAUCUCCGACACCACCACCUCGGCCCUCUCGUCGGCGGGAUCGACAGCACGCUGUGGUGCUGCGCAAAUGAGUCUGCAGGGGCUUCGCGUUGCAGCUUACUUUGAAAACUCUGAAACGGCGAGCACAGAUGAACCGAUUGCUAUUGGGCAAAUCACAGCUCAGAUAUCAGAGUCGGUGUACGCCGUUUUCUUCAAGGAGAUUGCCCUUUCGCCUGUGAUUGAGGUUGGAUCGCGCGUUUACGUCACCUACGGGCAGGAUGCAGCUUUUGCCCCUGACCCGGCGAAGCCCAGUGAGACGAGUCUCACACCCGCCCCAAACACGGCGGGAAGAUCGGAUGGAGAUGCAGUGGCGAGAACAAGUUCAGGGACGAAGAACGCUUCAGCGCUAGUCGAUGGGGCUUCCCAGCAGAAAGGUGCCCCUGCGGCAGGAACGGGACAAAUGACAGGGGCGGCAGGAGUCAGCGCACCGUCUGUCGCUGCCGCGGCUUCUGUGGACACAGCUGCUGCUACCGCCGCACACCCUGCAUAUGCACCAAGCACCGGCACAAUAAUUGGCGGUUUGGUGGCCAAAGUCAAUGGAAAUGGAACCUUUGCGGUCCUCUUGGAUAACGACCGCUUUGAUCUUGCCGUACCACGUGAGAUGAUCACUCUCUCGGAAGGACGUUCAAAGUUUAUCUCGAACGAGAAAUUCCAAGAGGUAUUAGAAUGGGUAAAAUCCGCAGGAGUGGAUCGUCGCUCUGACCAGGAGAGUACGUCCUGUAUCCUUUUUCACCGAGGCUGGAGGGCGGACAAGUUGUACUUGCUGGAUAGCGCCGAUGUUCACUGUCUCUCACACCUGAACAAGUCUGUUCGCAUGAGCGUGCUUGAGAAGUCAGAAUGGGAACGUGACCAACACCGGCAGAAGCGCGAGGAAAUCAAGGAACGCAUGAAAGAGAAGGAAAUACGAUAUGUGCUCACCAAGUAUAGCGGUGUCUUCAGUGCCUGCGUGGCCGUUCUCGGUGUCAUGUCUGUUUUUGGUUGGAAUUUUAAGAACUACAAGAAACAGCAGCGCUCCUAUCAGUUAUCUAUUGCGGCAAACACGCUUUCCCAAAAGCAUGGCAAGCAAUCGAUGACAGGCUACGUACAUCGCGAAGAGGAAGAGGAGCGCCUGCGCCAGACCCUAAGACAACAGGAUCUCUCACACCCACGUAUCCUCGUUUUUGCUGGGUUUUUUGGCUGCGGUAAAAGCAUUCUAUUUCGCGCUGCCAUCCGCAAAGAGAAAAUGGCAGCUGUCUUUGUCGACAUUCGUACAAACGAGGAUCCCCUUCGCUCCAUUGUAAAAUCGCUAAACGUCCAGAACAUCGACGCCUGUGGCGAUCUUCUCAACUUCAUUGGAGAGGCUUCAGAUCGCGCAAGAAAAGCCAUGAAUGGCGUCACCCCUCUACUAGUACUUAAAAUCCGCGACGGUAGCUCGCUGCUGCGCAUCUACAAUGAAGUUGUGGCAUUGGCGUGCGAUAGACGACUCUGUCAAGUCAUCAUCGAGAUACCCAUUGAGUCACUCACCUUGGCAAUGACGGCCCUCCCCCGCCUUGACUUCCACCUCGUACCCAACUUUUCCGCCUCGGAAGCCUUCCGCUAUACACAUCACCUAAUCGAUCCCCUCGAGUUAACACACUUUGUUGAAGUAGUCGGAACAAACAGCAACGACCUCGAUGAGCUCCUCGCCACUGUUCGUCACGGAGACGUAUCCGCCACCACGUACACCAACCAAAAACUUCUGAAGGCAAUGAGACAAUUACAAGCAGCGUGGGCAAAGGAUCCUUCACUUCGCGAGGCGGUUUUAAAGUUGGCGCACUUCCCUUUUCAAGUCGGACAGAGCGCAGGGUACGAUUACUCCAGUCUACGCAACGAAGCUCUUCGAGACAUCGUCAUGUACAAUGCAGUCACGGAUGUCUGGAUGUUCCAACAAAAAGUGUUUCACACAGCAGCUCGCUGCUGGCAAUAA